Molecule: messenger RNA, 1482 nt
Organism: Charadrius vociferus (killdeer)
Lineage: Eukaryota; Metazoa; Chordata; Aves; Charadriiformes; Charadriidae
Product: mucin-6-like
Exons: 1
Coding region: 1-1482 (493 amino acids)
Biological process (GO): actin filament polymerization
Cellular component (GO): cytoplasm; actin filament
Molecular function (GO): microtubule binding; actin binding
Source: RefSeq, a predicted model, not a curated record
AUGGGCACCAAAACCACCACUACAACCAUCACUGGCCUAACCAUGACAACUACCUGCACUGCAACCACUGGCACAAGCACAGGAACCACAACCACCAGCAUUACUGAAAAAAACAGCAUCACCACCACCGGCUCCAUAUCUAGAACCACCGGCACCACUAGCACAACCACCACAGAACCGUCACCACCACCACAACCACUUGAGCAGCCACCACCACCAUCACUGUCACAUCCACCGGCAACACCACCACAGGUUCUACCACCAUCAGGGACACCUUUACCACCAGCACCACUGGCACAACCAACACCAGCACCCACCAUUGACAUCAGCACAACCACUGCCACCACCGACACCAGAAUAACCAGCAUCACAGCCACUGGACCCACAACCAGCAGCACUGUCACCAGCACUACCAGUAGUACCACCAUUGGCACAAUUAUCACCAUCAACACCAGCAUCAGCACCAGCAGAACAACUGAAAGCACCACCGUGAGCUCCAUCACUGCCAACACCACCGUCAUGAGCACCACCAUACCAGCACAGCUGGCAAAACCACCUCCAUCAUCAUCACUGGCACCACCACAACCAGCACCACAACGACUGGCAGAGCCACCACCACCACAGUCACCAUCACCAAACCCACCACACUGGUCCACCACAGCCAGCAAAACCACUUCCAAAAACAGCACCAGCACAAGCCCUACCACCACAACUACCGGAACAAACAGCAUCACCACCACUGGCUCCACAACCGGCACCACAGACACCGACACCAGCACCAGCAUUACCAGCACCACAACCACAGUCAACGGCACUGGCCAAACAGCCACCACCACCAGAUCAACCAGAACCACCACCACCUUUGGCCCCACAACUGGCACCACGGGCACAACCACCACUGGUAUCACCAUUACCACAGUCACCAGCACUGGCACAACAACCCUCAGCACCACUAAACCAACGUUUUCACAGCCACCAGUACUGCCUCAAACAACAGCACCACCAUGGGCAUCAUCACCACCAUUGUUGCCGACACCAAUGCUACUGCACUGGCACCACCACAGCCACCACCACUUGAACAACCACUACAGUCACCAUCACCACUUCCCCCACUGGCACCACCACCACAAACCAGUAGGAACACAGCCGGCACAACUGCCGCCACCACCACCACAGUCACCGUCAGUGGGACAAGCACACCACCACCACAACGACUGGUGCAACCUACAGCACCACAACCACCACCAGCACCACCACCACCACCACUGUAGCCACCACCACAGUCACUGGCACCAGCAACACCACAGGCACCAUCACCACCAGCAAGGUCACCACACCAGCAUAACCACCAGAAGCACCACCCCAGGCAACAUCACCACCAUCGGUACCAGCAAGACCACCACCAGCACUACCACCACCAGCACCGGCCCCACAAUUGGUACCCCAGCACCACCACAACUAGCACCACAGUCACCGGCAUAA